UUUUUUUUUUUUUUUUUGAGUACAUCUGGAACUUCCAAGUCCCACCGAACGAAUGUUACUUUUCAAAAGAUGACUGAUACCUUGUGUGGACCUGUUCGUAUCAGUUGCAGUUCACUGCGUCCUGCGCCCUGGACACUGCUCAUUUCUCUUUUGGAAUAAAAGAGUUCGAGUCAACAUCAAGAUGGUCUUCUCUCGACUGGAGCAGCACAUGGCAUCAAAGUAUGCCGCCUUCCGAGUGUAUACUCCAAAGGCGAUACAGAAGACUAACGUGGCUACCGGCAUCACCAUGGCGUAUCUUAUCCAACAGAUUGGAGACGGUAGCUCCGACGACGAGACUCGGUUGGUGUUGAUCAUGGGCUACGGCUAUCGAAAGGAAGAGUGGGCACCGCUGGUUGAUGGAUUGCUCACUCAGUGGGAACAGAAGAACCCUGGUAAGACGCUCAAGAUCCUGACAUUGGACAACCGAGGCGUCGGCGAUACGGAUGCUCCGUGGGGCAAAUACUCCACGUCGGGUAUGGCUCAGGACACCCUGGCUCUAUUGGACGCCAUCGGCUGGAAGACCGCCCACAUCGCUGGAGUGAGCAUGGGAGGGAUGAUCUCCCAGGAGAUCGCUCUAGCUGCUCCGGAGCGAUUGCAGUCCCUGUCCCUAUUGGUGACCAGUCCAGGGUCAUUCACGCCAGAUGCGUCCGCAUACCCUGCGAUCAUCACCACGUUGAUGUCUUCAGACAUGAACAAGGUCACGAAUGCCAUGUUGUCCUUCUUGUACCCGGACUCGUUCUUGGCAAGCAAGAAUGGAGACAACGGUACUAUGCACGACGUGUUUUUCAAAUACCACAAGGAGGUGGCUGCUACGCUAGGAGCUCCGUCAUCGUCCGGUGCUUUUGGUCAAACCGCAGCGCUGGUGCUUCACAGCAUGCCGGACAAGAAGCUACACAAGAUCCGCGACUCUGGUUUUCCGAUCCUCAUCAUCGGGGCAAAGCAGGAUCAGUGUAUCAACGUGUCACACUCACUUCACUUUAGCAAGGUACUUGCGAGCGACCACACCAAGUUGGUGAUGUACGAGGAUGCUGGCCACGCUUGCUUUUUGCAGCACAUUGAUGAGAUUGCCAAUAACCUCCUGGAUAUAUUACAAAGAGCAAAUUUGUCUGCACCAGCCAGCUAACUGGAGUGCUGGGGUGGCAGGCAUCGUUGUCUGUUGAAGGGAGCUUGAUUCGUUUUAGAUAAUCAAAUCACUGAUUACACCUUACCGUAUUAAAAAAGAGGGAGAAAUCCCAUGUUUGAAAUACUCGCCUUGCGUGCACUAACAAGCUAAUGCAGCCGCUUUCCUUAUAUUAACGUUACUAUUCGCAU
This is a messenger RNA of Phytophthora nicotianae INRA-310, 1350 nucleotides long. RefSeq lists its product as hypothetical. Lineage: Eukaryota; Oomycota; Peronosporomycetes; Peronosporales; Peronosporaceae. Bases 182 to 1162 code for a protein of 326 amino acids. The record is from RefSeq and is a predicted model, not a curated record. The transcript has a single exon.